Messenger RNA from Carassius carassius (crucian carp), 2495 nucleotides. RefSeq names its product retinol-binding protein 3-like. The transcript has 4 exons. The record is from RefSeq and is a predicted model, not a curated record. Gene Ontology annotation, molecular function: retinol binding; serine-type peptidase activity. NCBI's taxonomy places the organism in Eukaryota, Metazoa, Chordata, Actinopteri, Cypriniformes, Cyprinidae. The coding region runs from base 192 to 2030 and encodes 612 amino acids. Gene Ontology annotation, biological process: proteolysis.
CAUCCAUAUUUAGCUUGUUAUUGUCUAACUGAAGAACUCUUGCUAAUGAGAUUAAGGAUUUAUUGUGAGGAAAAGCUUCUUAUGCGUGUGUUAACAGAAACCUGACGGUGUUAGCAGACUCAGUUAACAAACCUCCCUGCAGAAGGACAGUUCAGCUGCGCCAUAUUAGCAGCAAUCCAAAUCAGAACAAAAUGGCUCAAGCUCUAUUUCUACUAGCAUCGCUGCUGUUCUUCAGCAAUGUGGCUCACUCUGAUUUCUCUCCAACACUUAUUGUGGAUAUGGCAAAAAUUCUAAUGGACAACUACUGCUCACCAGAAAAACUUGCUGGCAUGGAAGAGGCAAUUGACGCUGCAAGUGGUAACACGGAGAUCCUCAGCAUUUCAGAUCCUGUCUCCCUUGCCAGUGUUCUGACUGAUGGGGUUAAACAAACUAUUUUUGAUUCCAGAGUGCAAGUCACAUAUGAGCCAGAUUACAUACCUGUAAAACCCCCAGCUAUCCCUGACAUCCCACCAGAACAACUGGCCGAAAUGAUCAAAGGCACUGUCAAAGCUGAGGUCCUGGAUGGUAACAUUGGUUACUUGAAGAUCCAACACAUCAUUGGAGAGGAGAUGGCUCAGAAAGUUGGGCCUGUUUUGCUGGAGUACAUCUGGGAUAAAAUCCUCCCAUCAUCCGCCAUGAUUCUUGACUUCCGCAGUGCAAUCACCGGUGAGCUGUCUGGAAUCCCAUACAUUGUGUCCUACUAUACCGAUCCUGAGCCUCUUAUCCACAUUGAUUCUGUGUACGAUCGCACCUCCGAUGUCACCAUAGAGCUUUGGUCCAUGCCGACCCUAUUGGGGAAAAGAUAUGGCACCUCCAAACCCUUGAUCAUUCUGACAAGCAAGAAUACUCUUGGGAUUGCAGAAGAUGUUGCAUACUGCCUUAAAAACCUGAAAAGGGCCACCAUCCUUGGGGAGAACACAGCUGGGGGAAGUAUAAAAAUCAACAAAAUCAAGGUGGGUGACACGGACUUCUAUGUGACUGUGCCAGUUGCUAAGUCUAUUAACCCCAUCACUGGCAAGAGCUGGGAGGUCAAUGGAGUUGCACCAGAUGUUGAAGUUGCUGCAGAAGAUGCCCUUGAUGCUGCAAUUGCAAUCAUUAAACUCCGUGCUGAAAUCCCAGGGUUGGUUCAAGCGGCAGCCGAACUGGUUGCAGACAACUAUGCAUUUCCGAGCAUCGGGGACAUUGUUGCUGAGAAGCUGAGAGCUGAUGCGGCUAGUGGGGAAUACAACCUGAUCCCCACAAAGAAAGAACUGGAAGUAAAGCUCUCUGCUGACCUCCUAAAACUUUCAGGAGACAAGUGUCUGAAGGCCACCAGCAAUAUCCCCGCACUUUCUCCAAAGAAUCUCACGCCUGAGAUGUUCCUUGAGCUCAUCAAAGUUUCGUUCCACACUGAUGUGUUUGAAAACAACAUUGGUUACCUUCGCUUUGACAUGUUUGGAGACUUUGAACAUGUUGCUAAGAUCAUUGCGGAGCACGUCUGGAAUAAAGUGGUUGAUACUGACGCACUGAUCAUUGAUUUGAGGAACAAUCUUGGUGGGUCCACCUCCUCCAUUGCUGGCUUCUGCUCAUACUUCUUUGAUGAAGACAAGCAGAUUGUUCUCGACCACGUGUACGACAGACCCUCCAAUACCACAAGAGAUCUUCUGACCCUUACACAACUUACUGGCAGGAGAUUCGGCAGCAAAAAGAGUGUGAUAGUCCUCACCAGUGGUGUGACCGCUGGUGCCGCCGAGGAGUUUGUUUUUAUCAUGAAGAGGCUGGGACGUGCAAUGAUUAUUGGAGAGACAACCCAUGGAGGUUGCCACCCCCCAGAGUCCUUCAGUGUUGGUGAAAGCGACAUCUUUCUAUCUAUUCCAAUCAGCCAUUCAGACACUGCUCAGGGCCCUUCCUGGGAGGGUGCUGGCAUUGCUCCUCACAUUCCAGUGCCCGCUGAUGCCGCCCUCGACACAGCGAAGAGCAUCCUCAAUAAGCAUUUUUCUGGCCAAAAAUAAGUUGUUCUUCAUGGCCUGGUAUGGAAGUCGAAUGAUACUGAAAAUUAGUUAUUUAGAAGGAUGACAUGUAGUGAAGAUGCUGUCAUAAUCUGUGUACAGUACUGUAGAUAUUUAAGGUAAUGUUUAGAAAGUACAUUUUUCUAUUCCUUCUCUUUUUUUCUGAAUUAUUUCUAACCCAAAGCAUGCAUUCUCUUAAGCAUACGUGGUGGAGGAGAAUGAAGUCGAUGUUCUCAAAGUAAUAUUCAGAUUAGGCCUGUUCUGAAUUUAUGAAUAUACGUGUCGGGUUCUUGGUGAACUAGUUUCCUUUGUGCAGAUUAAAAUUUGUUUAUGCUUGCGUUGUAAACGUCUAUACACUAAAAAUGUCUUGUUUCAAAAGCAACUUGAAUCGUUUUCAGUAUAACUGGAGAAAAUUGCGUUAUAUUGAAACCAAAUGAUAAAAUGUAAUAAAAACCACAUGGAAACUGU